UCCCGCGCCGCGAGGGCCACGCCGGGGCACAGCCGCGCGGGCGGGCGGAGGCGCGCGCCGGCUGCAGGAGCCCCGGGUUGCAGCCGCCCGCCGAGCACGUGCAGUUGCUGCCGUGCGCCGAGCUCCCGCCUCGCGGACGCUUUGUUGCCUCCGGGCCGUGACACCAUGCACACGCCGGGCGACGCGGACCCGGGUGACGCGCGCAAGGUUGACAUCAUGGACAUAUGUGAGUCAAUCCUGGAGAGGAAAUGGCAUGACAGCGAAAGGUCUACCAGCAGCGUCUUGGAACAGAAUGACAUUGAAGCUGUUGAGGCUCUUGUUUGCAUGAGCUCCUGGGGUCAAAGAUCUCAGAAAGGUGACCUCUUAAAGAUAAGACCCCUCACACCUGUCUCUGAUUCUGGGGAUGUCACCACGACUGUGCAUGUGGAUGCAGCUGCACCUGAGCUACCAAAGGAUUUCCAUUCUUUAUCAACUCUGUGCAUGACUCCUCCUCAGAGCCCUGAUCUCAUGGAGCCAUCAGCAGGGACACUUGGUCCUUCCAAGGUAACUGAUUCCAAAACACACACGGUCGUGGCCAUCCCUCCAGCCUCCGCUGGGGCAGCCAAAGUACUGAGCCGGAGGGCAGAGAGGAGCCCGCCUUGUUUGGAGCCAGCCCCUGGCACCCGCUGCAGGGCCACGGUAAUGAGUGUCAUCCGCCACACUGGGGGGAGUCCUGCCCACAUGCCUACUGCCCAGACUCAAGAAUACCAACUUUCAGUCAACAGAGGAGGAGCAGCACAGUUCCUGGGACAUAUUGAAGCUUUGCUGGACACACAACUCACAGACGGUUUACUCAGCACUAACUCAGUGUCCUGUCAGUCUUGCUCAAACAAGACUGGUGGUCUGAUCUCGACUGACAAAGGCCAGCAGACAGGGUGGCCUGUUGCAAUUCAAACCUGUUCACCAAAGAAUUAUGAAAAUGACUUGCCAAGGAAAGCUGCUCCUCUGAUUUCUGUCCCCAUGCCCAGUCCCCCUGUCCUUGGCCAAAUGAUCCCAGUGACUGGACAAAGUGGCAUGUUACCAGCUUUUUUGAAACCCCUGCCCCAAAUGUCUGUGGGGACUGUCAAACCCAUCCUACCCCAUGCUGCUCCAGUGCCCCAGCCUUUGUUUGUGGGACCGUCUGUGCCUCAGGGAACCGUGAUGCUGGUUCUGCCCCAGGGACCCGUCCCUCAGCCUGCCACCUGCCCAUUGAGUGUGAUGGCUGUGGGCAGUACGAGGGUGCUGCCCUUGGCCCCUGCUCCAGUGUUCAUCACCUCCAGUCAGAGCUGUGCCCCUCAGGUAGACUUUUCCCGACGGAGGAACUAUGUUUGCACCUUCCCAGGCUGCCAGAAAACCUACUUCAAAAGUUCCCACCUCAAGGCUCAUCUUCGCACUCACACAGGAGAGAAGCCUUUCAUCUGUAGCUGGGAUGGCUGUGAUAAAAAAUUUGCGCGUUCUGAUGAACUCUCCCGCCAUCGGAGAACUCACACCGGGGAGAAGAAGUUCGUGUGCCCGGGGUGUGAGAGGCGCUUCAUGCGCAGCGACCACCUGACGAAGCACACCCGGCGCCACAUGACUGCCAGGAAGAUUCCUGGCUGGCAGGCAGAGGUUGGCAAACUGAACAGAAUUGCCUCAGCAGAGAAACCUGGGAGCCCACUAGUGAGUAUGCCAGCCUCUGCCUGAAAGGUCAGCCAAGGAUUUGCUGGUGGGAAUUUUAAAAGCCUUUUUUCGGGAAUGGAACUGAUGGUUAUCUGUCCAGAAGAAAUUGUCUUGGGGGUUAGGGAGAAGUGGGGAGCUGGUUCUGAUAAAAGUAUGUUAACUUUUCUUUUUGGUUGGGACCCUGUUCAAUAUCUUUUAUAGUUUCAGAAGUUUUUUUAAGGAAAUGGAAGAAAAUUUGAUCAUCUAAAUCACCAGCAUUCAAAGAAACAUUUUGGCAAUAAAGUUUACAAAAUCUGGAUUUUUACAACUUUUCUAUUCAUGUUUUGUAGAAAUGAGACAGGGUACUAAUUUUUAUACUGUUUUUUAUUAAGAAAUUUAUAUUGGUGGUGCCAAAAUCACCAAUUUCUAUGUAGAUGAUUUUACAAUCUUCUUUUUCAAUGUGUAACAACAUUUUUAUAAUAAUCUUACUUUUAGUAAACUUGUCCAAAAAAAAAAUCAUGAGUUUGUGAUCCAGCCUUUUAGAUCGAAGAAUUUUUUUAGAAUCAGUACUGAUUGAUAGGGACAUUAAAGAAACAGGGAAAAAAAGUUCAGCAGUUACUAGCAUUUUCAUAACAUUUCAAGGGAAAUGCCAGGCAACCGUUCCUUUAAGGCUGGAGUCCAAGAAAUUACUGUUCAGUACAGCUAGUCACCUGUCCGUAGCGUGACUUCUGAAGGAUGUACACUGAAGAAUAAAAUACUCAGUAGGUAAAUCAUGAGCAAGGAGCUGCUGUAGGAUAUGAGUGUCUGGAUCUCUUUGGGCCCUUGCUGUGCUGAGAGCAAACUAUUCAGUUUCUUGUUUGUCUCACCAAAAAAAGGAAAUGUAAACACUCAAACCCAGCUGCUUUGUCAAUUGUCAGUUGACGUCUUUUGCUGUGGCCUUAUGCAGAGUAUUUUGUGGGUAGAGUAACUUCUUAAAAAGGAAAUGUCCUUAGUGGUUGGAGGAACUUUCCACCAAAGUACAGCUUAUCUGAGGGGACGUGUAUGUGCAAAUGGUCCAGCUCCAAUGUUCUGAGUCUGCUGUUGUUACUAAGAACUAUAGGAAACGCAAGUUAUGCUAAAGGGCAGUUGUAACUACCCAGCUGCUCUUCCAUUAAUUUUGUUUGAAGGAAAUAGUUUAAACUAAACAAAAAAUUACUUGGAAUGGUGUGUUUUUCAGUCUGCCUAGAAAAUAGACCGUGGGUACCACUUUGAGGCUGCGUGAACGCAGAUCCGAGCUGCAGAGACCACGGCCCCAGUGUCCAAGAAGCCACUGAGAUGCUUUUGUUAGGCAGCUUUGGGAAUCCAGGCAACAGGAUUCAUGUGAGGAAUACACAAAUGUUGCACUGCUUUGUGAGCCUAGGAAUGGCUUUUCAUUGUGCUGUUUGUAUUUAGAUUUUGUCUUUGCUUAGUUACUGGCAUUUGUCUUUAUUAAAAUGAUGGUAGGGUGAAAUACUGAACAAAUAUAAUUAGGUUUUGAGCUGCUUAGUCUGCUGACCCUCACCUGGUCAUUCACUGUGUAUUAAUUGAUGCCCAUUACAUUGCCUUUUAGUAUGAACUGCUAAUUGACAUAUGUGUCUAAGUGCAGGCUGUAUGUAUAGGAGGCUUUCCUACUUUUGGGCACUUCCAUAAUUGAGUAUUCCUACUGGUCAUAAGACAUGAUACAGUUGCACGAGAACCAUAAUUAAAUUGUAUAUAGUUCAUAUUUCUCCACCACCUAAUCCUUUCUCCCGUUCACAUCUUAAAUCAGCAUAAACAUUUCUGACUAUGUGUAUGCCGUAAAUGGCAUUAAAUUUGGAUAUUUUUCUUAAUUAUGCAAAAUAUUGUUAGUCCUACUAAUGUUCUGGUGGAUAAUACAAGGUCUUUUGAGUAUUUAGUUGCUUGUCACGUUGAGCUUCGUUCUCUGAGCAGUGUUGUUUCUGAAGAAUAGAUGUGUUAAAAAUGGUUUUGAAUUUACACUUCCAUUUCCUGAUUAGUUCUAGAAAUACCUCCUCUAAAGGACCUUUUUUGGCCUUCUUUUUGUCAAUCAAAAGAUUAUAAAUUGGGAAACAGUUUCCAUCUGAGAAAUACUAUCCUAAGAGCCAGCACCCUGCGGUUUGUUGUUUGAGUGCGGAGGCUCUUUGCAGGUGCCUCUGGGCGCUGGAAGCAGAGCGUGUGCGGCAGGCCAGGCCCCCCAGUGCACUUUAUUGCCUGAGCAUUCUGCUUGAUCUUUUUUUACUUUGAGCCUUUUAAGUAGUUUCAAUAACAAAAUUUUAAAUGUUUUGGAAUUACGUUUUAUGUAACGGACUUUGACUUAUUAUUUAAAUGAAUAUGUGUGGUGUUUCUUUUUUCUCUGAACCAUAUAAAACUUUUUUGAUUUGCAAACUG
Molecule: messenger RNA, 4059 nt
Organism: Manis javanica (Malayan pangolin)
Lineage: Eukaryota; Metazoa; Chordata; Mammalia; Pholidota; Manidae
Gene: KLF11
Product: KLF transcription factor 11
Biological process (GO): regulation of transcription by RNA polymerase II
Molecular function (GO): DNA-binding transcription factor activity, RNA polymerase II-specific; RNA polymerase II cis-regulatory region sequence-specific DNA binding
Source: RefSeq, a predicted model, not a curated record